CUUCGACUGAGCUUUGUAUUCAUUAUCGAUAGUCCUUUCAUCCGUCUUGGCGCGCGGCCGUGCGUCGUGGAAACGGCGUAGCCGCAGGUGUCCAGUGUUUGGGGGGGCGACUCAUUUUUCGAUUACCUCAUCUUUUGUUAUACUCGCCCGGUUUGAGGUGGCCGGUGCAUUACAUUCAUUUUACAUUUGAUUCAUAUUUCGCGGACCUCAAUGGCCUAGUUUCGGUCCGGUGGACUGCCUGGCCAAUAAACGAAGAAGAAGAAGAAGUCUCAUGAGACCACUCGAGCGGAGCGGUUCGGAUGUAGCCAUGGAUAAACGCACUAAAUUAUCAAUAUGCUUAAUAGCAUUAGAAAUUUUGAACGAAAGUAGCACUGAUAGUUCUUCCGAAGAUGAACUAAUUAUGAGAUUGCCAAUUCAAGUUCGACCUCGUGUUAAAAAUUAUAUGGAAACAGUCAAUGAAUAUUCGGAUAUAGAAUUUAAGAGUCAUUUUCGGCUAUCGCGUGUAGUGUUUACAUAUUUAUUAAAUUUAAUAAAACCCAGCUUAGAAAAGCAAGGUAAUGGAUAUGGACGGUGUCCAAUUCCUCCAGACGUACAAUUACUAGUAGCACUAUGGACUAUGGCAACACCUGACUCAUAUCGAUCAGUUUGUGACCGAUUCAAUAUUGGACGAGCAACUGCUUGGCGUGCUAAUAGAAAAGUCUGCUCAGCAAUUUAUUCUUUAGCACAUAAAUUUAUUAAAUGGCCUGAUGCAGAGGAAGCAGAAUAUACAUGGAUAGAUAUACAAUACAAAUAUAAGUUUCCAAAAGUACUUGGUGCUGUAGACGGUACCCACAUACAUAUACAUAAACCAAAGAAACAUGCAGAAAGUUAUGUCAAUCGAAAAGGUUAUUAUUCAAUACAGUUACAAGUUAUAUGUGAUUCCACCUUAAAGUUCAUACACUGCUAUGCAGGACAACCAGGAUCUGUGCAUGAUAUGCGUGUAUUCCGACUAAGUGGCAUCCAAUCUAUGUGCACAGAAAAUUAUUUUCCACAUAAUAGUCAUCUAAUUGGUGAUGCUGCCUAUGCUUUGCAAAAACAUGUGAUGGUGCCUUAUAAGAACAAUGGCCAUUUGUCAGAAGCACAAAUAAAUUUUAAUCAAAGUCUAUGUUCGGCCCGUGUAAUGAUUGAAAGAGCCAUCGGUUUUUUGAAAGGACGUUUUCGAAGUCUUUUAGAUAAAUUGUAUAUGAAACGGACGGAUCUCAUACCCCAAUACAUUAUUGUUUGUUGUGUGCUGCAUAACAUUUGUAUUUUACAUGAAGAUUUCAUAGAUGAUAUCAUAAUUGCCGAAAUAGAUAAUAUUGCUACGAUUCAACAUGGUGUUGAUGAAAUUAAUGCUCAAGAUAAAGAAGAAGGCAUUCAAAAAAGAAAUGCACUAACAUACAUGUUGAAUGAAAGAUUAUAAAUCAAAGUAAAAAAAUG
Molecule: messenger RNA, 1458 nt
Organism: Trachymyrmex cornetzi
Lineage: Eukaryota; Metazoa; Arthropoda; Insecta; Hymenoptera; Formicidae
Product: putative nuclease HARBI1
Exons: 4
Coding region: 272-1441 (389 amino acids)
Source: RefSeq, a predicted model, not a curated record